Molecule: messenger RNA, 2994 nt
Organism: Cotesia congregata
Lineage: Eukaryota; Metazoa; Arthropoda; Insecta; Hymenoptera; Braconidae
Source: the annotation of a GenBank genome assembly
UUUUAUUUUAUAAUGCAUUGUACGCUAAGAUUUUCGCGCUGCGUUAAGUUUCUGCAGACGCAAGAUAAUUUAAUGCGAUGUGUUCGAGGAGUAGCUGCAGGAACUCAAGCUUUGAAGUUUGACAAAUUAUUUCGCGAACGUGAAUUCCAAUCACGACAUAUUGGUCCAAGAGAUCAUGAGCAAUUGGAGAUGCUGAAGAUUAUUGGAUUUAAGUCAUUAGAAGAAUUAACGAAUGCUGCGGUACCAAGUAAUAUCAGAAGAGACAAAGAUUUAGAUCUAGAUCAGCCGAUCACUGAGUAUGAAUUGGUGAAGAGAAUAACUCAAAUGUCACAGAAAAAUAAAGUAUGGAGAACUUAUAUUGGUAUGGGAUACUAUAAUUGCUGUGUUCCACUUACAAUAAUGAGAAAUAUUUUUGAAAAUCCUGGAUGGACAACACAGUAUACUCCAUAUCAACCAGAAAUAGCGCAAGGAAGAUUAGAGAGUCUGUUAAAUUAUCAAACUAUGAUUUGCGACAUGACAGGAAUGGAAGUAGCAAACGCAUCACUUCUCGAUGAAGGAACAGCAGCAGCAGAAGCUCUGGGUCUUGCGCAUCGUCAUAAUAAACGUAAAAAAUUAUUUGUCUCUGAUAAAGUUCAUCCCCAGACUAUUAGCGUCAUUGCAACUAGAUCAUACUCUUUGGGAUUGACUCUUGAAGUAGGAGAUGUUUUCAGUGUCGACACAUCUUCCAAAGAAAUUGCGGGAAUUCUUCUCCAGUAUCCAGAUACCACUGGAGCUAUUUAUGACUAUCAGAAAGUUGUUGACAAAGCUCAUGCUGAUGGAACUCUAGUUUGCGCAGCGACUGAUCUGUUGGCUUUAGCAAUUCUACGCCCACCAGGUGACUUUGGUGUUGACAUUUGCGUGGGAACUAGCCAACGUUUUGGAGUUCCUUUGGGGUACGGUGGACCACAUGCCGGAUUCUUUGCUUGUCACAAUAAAUUUGUGAGACUGAUGCCUGGAAGAGUGAUCGGUGUCACCAGAGACAGCGACGGUAAUGACGCGUAUAGAUUGUCGCUCCAAACACGCGAGCAACAUAUCAGAAGAGAUAAAGCGACAAGUAAUAUUUGUACUGCUCAAGCACUCCUGGCUAAUAUGUCCGCGAUGUACGCAGUUUAUCACGGUCCUGAUGGUAUUCGUGAUAUUUCUAAAAAAGUACAUCAUCUGACUACUGUUCUGGCGCGAGGUCUUCAAGCUGCUGGUCAUCGGUUACACAAUGAUUACUUUUUUGAUACGAUUACUGUUACACCUACUCAAUCACUGAAAAUUAUUCAAGACAAUGCUGAACGUCAUGAAAUUAAUCUAAGGUACAAUCAAGAUGGAUCUGUUGGAAUAUCUCUUGAUGAAACAACGACACCAAAUGAUGUGAAUGAUUUAUUUAAAAUAUUUGAAGCUAAGCAAACCGUUGAAGACAUUCUGAAUAACGACUCGCUAGAUGAGAAGAAUUUAACAAACUCUGAAUUGAAACGUACUUCUGCCUAUUUAGAGCACCCGGUAUUUAAUAUGCACCAUUCAGAGACAAGAAUCGUACGAUACAUGAAAGCAUUGGAAAAUAAAGACAUUUCUCUUGUCCACAGCAUGAUUCCACUGGGCUCGUGUACCAUGAAACUAAACUCAACAACUGAGAUGAUGCCAUGCAGUCUUCCGGGCUUCGCCAACAUGCACCCGUUCGCACCAGUGAACCAAGCUGAAGGCUACAGAGAGUUAUUUGGUCAACUAGAAAAAGAUCUUUGUGCAAUUACUGGGUAUGAUGGAAUAAGCUUCCAGCCAAACAGCGGAGCUCAAGGAGAGUAUGCGGGUCUGAGAGCUAUUCAGUGUUAUCACGAGUCUCAGGGUAACGUUGAUAGGAAGGUUUGUUUGAUACCGAUUUCCGCUCAUGGUACCAACCCGGCAUCUGCGCAAAUGGCUGGCAUGCAAGUGGAACCAAUUUUCAUACGUAAAGACGGUUCUGUGGACUUGGCGCAUUUGAAGGAGAUGAUUGAUCGGUACAGGCAGACUCUGUCGUGUCUUAUGAUAACGUAUCCAUCCACCAAUGGAGUGUUUGAGGAAACGAUAGGUGACGUUUGUGACCUGGUACAUGAAGCUGGUGGCCAAGUGUAUCUCGACGGAGCGAAUAUGAACGCCCAGGUGGGGCUCUGCAGACCUGGUGACUAUGGAAGUGAUGUUUCACAUCUUAAUCUUCAUAAGACAUUCUGUAUUCCUCAUGGAGGUGGUGGGCCUGGAAUGGGACCUAUUGGAGUAAAACGUCACUUGAUGCCAUUUUUACCCGGACAUCCAGUAAUUGAUCCAGCAAAUGGUCAAAGCAAUGACACUGCUGGUCUUGGAACAGUAUCUGCAGCUCCAUAUGGCUCGUCAGCAAUUUUACCCAUAUCGUGGGCUUAUAUUAAAUUAAUGGGACCCAAAGGACUGCGCAAGGCUACUCAGGUUGCUAUAUUAAACGCUAAUUACAUGAGCAAGCGAUUAGAAAAGUAUUAUAACACUUUGUAUAAAGGAGAAACUGGUCUAGUGGCUCAUGAAUUCAUACUUGAUGUAAGAGAAUUUAAAAAAACGGCAAAUAUUGAGGUAGUUGACAUUGCCAAGAGAUUGAUGGAUUACGGAUUCCAUUCACCGACUAUGAGUUGGCCAGUUCCUGGUACUUUGAUGCCUGAGCCUACUGAGUCGGAAGAUAAAAUGGAGCUAGACAGAUUUUGUGACGCAUUAAUAUCUAUUAGAGGAGAGAUUAAAGAUAUCGAAGACGGUAAAAUGGAUAUUAAUGUAAAUCCCCUGAAAAUGGCACCUCAUACGCAAGAGCAAGUUAUUAAUUCAAAAUGGGAUAGACCUUAUUCACGAGAAUUGGCUGCUUUUCCAAUUUCAUUUUCAAAAAUUCCAAAAAUAUGGCCAAGAGUUGGUAGAACAGAUGACAUUUAUGGUGAUAAAAAUCUUUUCUGCACAUGUCCACCAAUUCUUCCACCUCAACAAUAA